Molecule: messenger RNA, 833 nt
Organism: Silurus meridionalis
Lineage: Eukaryota; Metazoa; Chordata; Actinopteri; Siluriformes; Siluridae
Product: antigen WC1.1-like
Exons: 4
Coding region: 15-833 (272 amino acids)
Cellular component (GO): membrane
Source: RefSeq, a predicted model, not a curated record
UUCCACAGUGGUUCAUGGGAGCAGUGUGUGAUGACUCUUGGGGUAUUGAGGAUGCAGAUGUGGUGUGCAGACAGCUGCAGUGUGGACGGGCCCUUAGUACCCACACACCAGCCUGGUUUGGUCCUGGAACUGGGUCCAUAUGGCAGAAUGAGGUGGAGUGUGAGGGGAAUGAGACGUCCCUGUGGAACUGCAGAUUUCAGCUGUGUGAAAAGGGUGAAUGUGGACACCAGGAGGACGUAGGAGUCGUGUGCUCAGAGUUUAAAGAGAUCCGACUCACGGGGGGCUGUAAGGGGAAUCUGAAAGUGUUCUACAAUGGAACCUGGGGUAAUGUGUGUUACAAUCAGAUGGAUGAUGAAACAGUAAACAUGGUGUGUCGAGAGCUGAACUGUGGAACAGGUGGAAGUCUGAUAAACACUGAAGCUCGAGUAAAAUCUGCUCCUAACUGGCUGGAUUAUCUGAAGUGUAGGAAACACGACUCUAAUCUGUGGCAGUGUCCAUCUUCACCCUGGGGACAGAACAGAUGUGAUAAUAGUAAUGAGGUGGCACAUAUUACCUGCACAGGUGGUCCACAAGAACACUGGUCUCUCAGGCUGAGUGGAGGAAAGGGAAGCUGCUCUGGGAGGUUGGAGGUGUAUUAUAACGCUACAUGGGGCUCCGUUUGUGAUGAUCAGUGGAACAUCAGUAACGCUCAGGUGGUGAGUGCUGAUAGGUUUGGUCCUGGUGAAGGGACUGUCUGGCUGAACAGAGUGAAGUGUCGAGGGGAUGAGAUUCACCUGUGGGACUGUCAUCAUUCCCUGAAGAAACACACUGACUGCUCUCAUGCUGGUGAGUGA